UGUUAACCAUCAUUCAGUACCAAUAAUAACCAUUAACCUGGUUAAGAAGAAGACGAAUCAUCUUAACCCGUUCAGGGAGACAAAGAAGACAAAAUAAUUCCAUUUUUAUUUUCCUUUUUUUUCUUCACUCACCAUCUUCAUCUUAAUUAGUCCUUUAAUCACAAUUUGUAUCACUCUACUUUUUACUGUCAUUUGUGCCUUAAUUCAUCAACCCAUUCUCAUCAUCCAUCAACAGUCAUCGAAAAUCAACUUUUAAUUUAUGAAACUUUUACAAACUUGCAACUAAAAUGUUUUCAAAACGAUUACGAUUCUCAAUAUUAUUAACAGUAAUAACACUUUUUUACCAAAUAGUCAACUUAAGUUCUGCUCAAGUUUUAAAAGCAAAAGUUUCGACUGGUUGGACUGAACAUGAUCUGGAGACGUACCCACCAAAGAUCAAUGAUGAAAGUUAUUUGUAUUAUGCUGGGAAAACAUCUGAUUUAAAUGGUCUCAAGAUAGUUGUCAAGACAAUUCCAAGUAUUAAUAGCACGGAAAAGUUGAUUCAAGCUGAUGUCAGCUUCGACUAUUGGGGUGUUGGUGGUACAUUAGAAGCUGAUAAUCUUGCUACUAAUUUCUUCAGCGUCGGUGUCAGUGCUUAUUCAGAGGCUAAACCACAAACUGUAUUUGCUUACUUUAAUGAUUCCUAUUUGGGUGGCGAUUCUUGGGGCACUUUUGAGUCAACCUUCCUUCAGCCCGUUUAUCCAGCUCGAAUCAUGAUAACACCAAACUUGGCAAGUACAGGAAGCGACAAUUCUUAUUAUGUUGCACUCAAAGGAAUCCAAGUUACCUAUUUCAUUGAAAAUACUGAAACAGUAAAUUCCAUUGAUCCAACUACCAAUACGACAGUUCCACAGGAAGUAAAAUCAACUCGAAAUGUAACUUUAUCAUGUGAAUCAGAUGACUGUUAUGAUUUUGAUUUGGUAAAUGGGGCAACUUUAUACUGGUCUGAUAGAUUUUUCCCCACAAAACCACAAACAUUUACCAAAUUUUUGACUCCCAAUGCUGGCACAAUAGCUCCUUAUCAAUUAACAUUGACCAAGGCCAAUGCAACUGAUGUUUGUGUCUCAAUUAAUUACUGGUUAACCGAAGCAUCCAAUUUAACGGUUCAACUUGAUUCAAGUACAUCUACAAUUGUUUUAUCACCAACUUAUUCACUUUCAACAUCAACUUCAAUUGAUGUUGCUGAUUCAAUGUAUGAUUGGUACACAGUCCAGAUUUGUAUGAGCCACUUUGUGUAUGCGGCAGCUAGUGGAGAUCACAUGAUAUCAUUGAUACCUGGAAAAGCUGGAGAAUCGGAAUUUAUAGCAGUCGGGGAAAUACUUGCCGCGAUGUAACAAGACCAGCCUUGACAGAAACAACCAAAAUGAUUCUUGAAAGUUGGACAAAGAGUUCAGUUGAGCCAACCCAACAAUGGCAUUACCUUCCGUCAGUGGGUAGCACAUCACCCGAAAAAAAUUCACUGCUAUUUUCAUCUGUUCCAAAUGGCAAUAGUAUUAUUUACCUUUACUCGGACUGGUUCAAUUAUACAUCAGGUCUUGAGCUUCGCCAAUCAAUGGGAAUAACUUCAUGUCCACCCAAAUUAACGGUUCAAGUUCAAUUAGUAGAUGGUGCAAACAAUUUAGUCUCAACUGAUGUUUCUGAUUUGUGUGAGACAAAAACAAAUACAACAUCACAAAAAAUAUUUCAAUUAGCUCAGGGACAAUUGGGACAACAGCAUAGACUUCAGUUUGUCAUUCACUGGGUUGAGGGUAAUAGUCAAGCAACAUUAUCCGUUUCAGCUGUUGAUCUAUCUGAUGCUUGUAGAGAUGAUAGGGUUACAUGUUCAGACCAUGGUACUUGUCAGGUCACUCAGCCUAAUGAAUAUCAUUGUCAAUGUGAGCCUGGAUAUAUGCGAGAGCGUUGUCAAAAGCCUGACUAUUGUGUUUUAACCUUCCCUGAAAAAGAUGCCACUGGCGCUACUACAUCUAUUAAUGGUACAGAUUAUUGCCAACAAAGACUUGGAACUUGUAAUCCUGAAACAUUUGAUCCAGUCAUGAGAAAAAUCUGUACCUGUGCAUCAAAUAACUACUGGAAAUACGAUGCAUCAAUAGGUCACUCUUGUGCCCCUCUCGAUCCAUGCACAGGUAUCAAUGUCUUCUGUCCUGCAGGAUAUGUUUGUAAUGCUGGUACUACCUCUGAUACUGCUACUUGCACAGCCUGUGACACUACUAACGGUUAUGUUGCCGGUGCGAACGGUACAUGUGUAAAAUCUAGUCCAUGUAGUUCAAACCCGUGUAUUAAUGGAGGUAAAUGUAAAGAAUAUGAAAAUAAGCCAGUCUGUUAUUGUGAAAAUGGUGCAACUUACGAGACCGCAACUGGCUGUGACUCAGAUGUAUGUUCAUUAGAUACCCGAGAUGAGCUUGCUUGCUCUCAUACUUGUACAACAACGCUGGGUGUAUCACACUGUACCUGUUUACCUGGCUACGAGUUGGUCGAGAAUACAACUAACUGUGAGCCAACAUUUAAUUGUACCGCCAACUGUACCAGCUCUGAAUCAAUUUGUCUUUUAAAUGCUAAUACACAGUCUUGCGGUUGUUUACCUGGUUAUGUAUUAAUUAGCCCAGCAAAUGAAUGUGUUGACAUAUGCACAGCUGCAGCUUCAAAUGAUACACAAGCAAUGGAUCAAGUAAAGUCAAUUUGUGGCUCCUCAACUUGUUCAAUGGUAAACUCAAAGUUGACCUGUACUUGUUCUGCUCCCUACGUAAAUGGUCCCGAUGGUCGAUGUCACAUUGAAACUGCUUGUCUACCUGGUGGUAAGGGACACGCCCAAUGUUCAUCUAGAGGAGCAAUGUGCCAGCCAAAGUUGUCAGCAACUGGACAAGAUUUGUGGGAAUGCAUGUGUCCCAUUGGAACGACUGUAGGAGCAAACAAUAACUGUGUGGACCAAUGUUCAAUUGAUGAGAAAAGUUGUCUUUUUGAUAACGCUGUGUGCCAAAAGUCUUAUCUGAUAGGAGCCACAACUCAUGAUUGUGUUUGUCAGCCAGGGUUGAAGAAAAAUGAAACUGAUGGUCAAUGUUAUCUGAUUGAGCGUUCGUUAAGAGUUGAGAUGACUACUCGUCUAGAUGAACAAGUAUCAGCAUUACUUAUCUCUAAGGCACGGCACACAGUUAAAUCCUUUUUCAUGAGCGCUCCAACAAUGGACGAAGUCUGUCCCUAUUACGCACCAUUAGAUAUACCCGGGUGUAUAGAUUAUUUAACCACGGCCGCAGAAAACCAGUACCAAACACAGAAACCAACACUCAUGGAGAAGGCUAUCCGUCAGGAGCUGAUAAACAAUUUGCAGCUAGAUUUAGCCAAUGUCUAUGGUAGUACUUUUGGCGACAUCAAGAUCAUUGAUUAUAGUAAAUUAAAUGACGCAACUUCAGUGGCUGGUGAUUAUAAGGUUAUACUGUCGCUUGAAUUGACUGAUCCAGAAACUGAAACCAAUCUGAUUCCAUUGAAUGAUGAAGCUGUCUGCCAUCCACUGCCCAACACAAUUUCAGAAGCAGCAUCUUAUUGUGUAAUACCAACUCACUCUGUUAUACAACGGGCAUCAAUCCAACAAACUGAGCUGGUUCCAUGUAAUGAAACCUUGAUUGAUUAUUGUCCAUCCAAUACCCAAUGUAAAACUUUGGAUAACAGUAGAUUCAGUUGUGAAUGUAAUCCUGGCUUUAAAGCUGAAACAAUAAUACAAAUGGAUAUGGAUAGAACUAGUUAUUACAAAGAGUAUUGUGAAGAUAUUGAUGAAUGUAGUUCAACAACUAACCCAUGUCGAGCCCACUCAAGCUGUAUAAACACUAUUGGAAGUUAUAUGUGUCCAUGUAACCAUGAAUAUAUUGAAGACACCAAGACAGGAGAAUGUAUAAGUGUCUGUUCAACGGUUACUUGUGUUCACGGGGAAUGUAUUGUCAUAACAAACAACACUGGAUCUUGCAGAUGUAAUGAAGGUUACCGAGGUGAUACCUGUGAGGAACAAGAUCCAAUGGUGAAAACAUUCCGAACAGCCUUGAUUACUGUCGCUGUUGUUUUGGGUCUUCUCUUGAUUGCAGUUGUUCUGGUUGCUGUUAUCUUAAUCAAAAAGGCAGAGCAAUCAAAAAUACUACCUCCUGUUAAACAUGUUCACGGUAUACCCUUAACGAAGGUCGAACAGUUAAGAGGGCCUCUCGAGUCUUCUCAUUUCUGAGCUGAACACUUCCCAAGCAAGAACAGAAUAAAGGAAAGAAAAUGAAAAAAAACGAAAAGCAAAAAAACUCUGAGUGGAAAAAUUGAUUCCCUGUUGAUUCCAAUUCCAUGAUUAUUCAAUCAAUCUUUUUUUUCUCUGUCACUCUUUCCUUCAUCAUCAUCAUCAUCAUCUUCCUGCAUUUCAUCAUCUUGUUCACUCUUUACAGAACUAAAAGAUCAGCCAUGAAAAGCAAUGCUGAACGACCGAUGGCUGAAUACAUGGCUCAAGUACCCAAAAGAUAUCAGGAUAACUCAGGAUUUACCAACGAUUAGAUGGACUGCCUGUUAAUCAUGUUUAUCACCUUUAUGUACAUGUUUAAUCAAAGAGAAGAAAAAAAAUUAACAAGAAAAAUGUUUAUGUAAAGAUUAUUAUUGUAUUUAGUUACUUUGAAUCUGAGUUUGAAAGCUUUUUUGGUUUUGUCGAUAAAAGGCAAAGUGAGUUUUUCAAGAGAUGAACAGAGAAAAUAAAAAUGCCGAAAUUGCCCUUUUAA
Messenger RNA from Tetranychus urticae (two-spotted spider mite), 4769 nucleotides. RefSeq lists its product as uncharacterized. Gene Ontology annotation, molecular function: calcium ion binding. The record is from RefSeq and is a predicted model, not a curated record. NCBI's taxonomy places the organism in Eukaryota, Metazoa, Arthropoda, Arachnida, Trombidiformes, Tetranychidae.